AAUAAAUUUAACGUGAUAAAUUGUGAUAGUUUGCUCAUAUUUUAAAUAAUUUUUUUUUGCAAAACUAAAAAAUAUUUUUACUCAAUAGUAGAACCAAAAAAAUGCUGGUUAAAUUUCUGUAUUAAACUUGAAUUUAAAAAAUAAUUUUAUCCUGCUGCUCCUGAUGAAUCCAUUUGACAAUUCCUGGUGGAACAGUAAACGUAUGAAACUGGAUGACGGGUGCAACAACAAUUUGAACAGUACACUGAAUAGCGAGUCGAAAAAUGGAAGAAGAUGGUCCUAUCGCGGCGACACGAGUCUCGUGGAACCAGAAGUCCUGGUUGAUUUGGGAGUCAGUAUGCUGGAUGACGAUGCCAGCUCCGAGAGUUUAAAAAAAUCGAGCUCUCAAGACGGAGCAAUAUCACUCAGCGAAAGUAGUUCUGAGUGCAGUCGUCAGCCCACCGAAAACGGUACCACUGCGCUAGACGAUAAGGACAAAAUAUACGGCUCCAGUUUUGAAAAAAUAGGCUUAGAAAGGUUGGAUCAAGAUCCCUAUCACACCGAGGAUCCGGCGGUCUACAGUUCGACGGGUAACGAGUCUGGGUAUUCGUCGCGCAUCGACAAUGAAGUCUUUGCAGACAAACAAAAUUACAGCAAAAAUGAUUCGAGUAAUUUAUCAUUGAAUACAAGUGAUGCAGAUCACUACUAUCUGUUUAGGCGAAAAAAAAAAGCUUCUAUUGUAGGUGAAGAUGAAUUUAAUAAAUUGUCUGAUGAAAUGGUACUGAUGAUACUAAAAUGGCUACCAAAGAAAUGUCUGGUACGUUCAAUGUUGGUCUGCAAAAGAUGGUGUCAGAUAGCACGCGACGAGGCUCUGUGGACGCGGUUGGAUUUGGGCAGUAAAGUUCUUGCUGGUGGUACACUGGGACACAUUUUACCACGUGGUGUACAAAUACUCCGGCUUGCUCAAGCUGAACUGUCUAAUCCGUUAUUUAAUCCAGGUUCAUUGGUACUCUGUGACGACUACUUCACUAAAUUACAGUACUUGGAUCUGUCGAUGGCUGUUAUCACUCCUGAUAGUCUUACGGAGCUUUUAAAUAAAUGUAGAUUAUUGAAAAAAUUAUCACUGGAAAAAUGUACGUUGAAUGAACCGAGCUGUCAAGCUAUUAGCAAAAAUAAUGAUAUCACUACGCUUAAUUUAACCAUGUGUGAAGGCAUUGAUCUUGAAGCUGUCAAACAUCUGAUGAAAUUAAAAAAUUUGAAUGCGUUAAAUAUUUCCUGGUGCUCAUUAAAUUCUGAAUCAGUGGCUUCACUUUGCAAACUAUUACCUCCCUCUGUUACCAGGUUGAAUCUUGCCGGCUGUAGAAAAACGAUAACUGACGAUGAUGUUAAAAUACUAACAGACUCGUGUCCCGAUUUAGUAGAACUCGAUUUAAGCGACUGCACAUUGCUCACAAUAAUAUCCGUCCAAAGUAUUUUGAAUCUUAGGCAGCUCGAACACUUGUCAUUGAGCCGCUGCUACAGUAUUUCGCCUUCCUCAUAUUUAAGACUAGCAUUUAUGCCUUCGCUCAGUUUUCUCGAUGUAUUUGGGCUAAUGUCAGAGCCAAUGUUCAAAAAUUUACAAAAUAAUGGCUCGGGUACUGAAAUAAACAAAUUUUUGUACAGUUCAAUAGCGAGACCUACCGUGGGUGUGCGCAGAACCAGCAUAUGGGGUCUCCGUGUCAGAGAUUAAACUAAAUAUUUUUAUAGAAAUCAUUUUAUUAUAUAUUAUACUUAAAGGGGCGUCGAUUGUAUACCAACAGCUCGGAUUUCAGUUAAGUCGGCUGUGCUCCGAUAUCGUCGAGACUGAAAUUUUUUUUUUAAAAAUAGGCUGAUAAUUUUUAUGUCUUUUUU
Messenger RNA from Microplitis mediator, 1869 nucleotides. It is a transcript of the gene Skp2, whose product is annotated as S-phase kinase-associated protein 2-like. Gene Ontology annotation, molecular function: protein binding. The transcript is spliced from 5 exons. Bases 164 to 1708 code for a protein of 514 amino acids. Lineage: Eukaryota; Metazoa; Arthropoda; Insecta; Hymenoptera; Braconidae. Gene Ontology annotation, cellular component: SCF ubiquitin ligase complex. Gene Ontology annotation, biological process: SCF-dependent proteasomal ubiquitin-dependent protein catabolic process. The record is from RefSeq and is a predicted model, not a curated record.